AUGGCAGAAUAUCGAAGGCAGGAAAUAGCUCAGUUAGGUGGUGAUUCAGGUUUCCGAUCUUAUCGAAGAGUAACCGAAUUGACUAGUCCUAAAGUCUGUAAGUCAUUCAUUAUUGGUAGUUGUCCUCAUGAUUUAUUUGUUGGUACCAAACAAGAUUUAGGUAAAUGUCCACAAUUGCAUUUAGAGAAACAUAAGUUGGAAUAUAAUUUAAGAACCAAGAAAGGUGAAAAGUUCCCUGAUUUCGAAUAUGAAUAUUACCAAGUUCUUAAAUCAUAUAUUGAAGAAAUAGAUAGAAUCAUUGAAAGUUCAAACAAACGAUUAGAUCAUACACCUGAAGACAAGGAGAAGAUUGAACAAGUAACACAAGAUUUGGAGAAAUUGGACACCAAGAUAAGUAUUAUACAACAAGAAAUUAAUUGCCUAUUAGAGGCCGGUAAACCUAUUGCUUCUUUAAACCAUUCCAAAGAAUUGAAUACACUCAUAAAGCUUAGAGAAGUUGAAGGUGAGAAGGUAAGAAGUAUCAUCGAAAACAUCGGACAAAGUUCCCAACAGAAAUUACAAGCAUGUGACCAAUGUGGAGCUUUCUUAUCAAGACUUGAUAGUGAUAGAAGAUUGGCUGAUCAUUUUGUGGGGAAAAUCCAUUUGGGGUACGUUAAGAUGAGAUCUGAUUAUAUGGGAUUGAAAGAGAAGUAUGAGGGAGGUGUGUAA
Molecule: messenger RNA, 708 nt
Organism: Yamadazyma jaroonii
Lineage: Eukaryota; Fungi; Ascomycota; Pichiomycetes; Serinales; Debaryomycetaceae
Source: the annotation of a GenBank genome assembly